UCCGAUAAGCAAACAAAAUGCCACCGUGCGCCAACACCAACACUAAAAAUUUUUUAUUGGCAAAAUCGGAGUAAAGUAAAAAUAAAGCAGGAUUUUCGAGAGCGCCGACCGCAGCGCAGCGUACCGAGAGCCCCAACUGAAUCGCGAGCUUUCACCGGACCGGCCGAGGAUCCGCAGGCGGCGCGAUGAGUGUCCUGGCGUAUCCACGCACCAACGACGAGGAGGUUUUCCGUCACUGCACCAAGGACUGCGGCGUGGUGACGGCCACCGAGGACUUCCAGUACUUCGCCCUGCGCUGCAUCUUCUGCAGCGAGAAGUUCCUCUACUUCGACUCCUUCAUCGGCCACAUGCAGACGGCCCACCUGGGCGACCAGUCGGUGGCGAAUCCCGGCGACCCGAUGUCCCUGUCCAGUCGCAACGGGGAUUUGCCCAGCUUCCACGAGAUCGAAGACUUGACGGACGCGGACACAGCGCUGCUGGAGCCGCAGAUGGUCAUCAAGCAGGAGCUGCAGGAGCUGCCCUGCAGCGACGACGAGGUGGCGGCCGACGAGGAGGAGGAGGAUCUGCGCGAUUCCGAGGACGCCGGCGAGGACGACGACGAGACCAUACUGCCCGAGAACGAUGCCCCAGUGGUCAGUUCCAAGCCGCGUCCGCGCAAAAAGGUCACCAAGCAGCGGCAGCGGGACAUCUCCAGCGAGGCACUCGAGGAUUCCUCGCUGGACGACUACGGGGAUCCGGAGAACAGCUACAUGGACGACAAUUCCGGCGAGUACAUGGACUACAGCGGCUUCGGGCCCGAGUCGGAUUUCCUCAGCUACGACGAGAUGGUGGAGGAGUCUCUGCUGGGACGCGACCGGGAGGUUACGAUGCACAUCAAGGACCGCAAGAUGAUCCAGUUCCUCAUACACUCGUAUCAGCGCAACCCCUUUUUGUGGGACCACGGCAACGCACAGUUCCGGGACCGCGUGAAGCGCGCCCGCUUCCUCGACUGGAUCGUGCUGGAGUUCAAGAGCCGGUUCAACAUCUCGCUGGCCAAGGACGCCAUCACCCGCAAGUGGGACAACCUGCGGACGGUCUACAAGCGGGAGUGCAAUCGCAUGGCCCUGGAGAAGACGAACAUCAGUACGCUGUGGUACUUCAAGGAGCUGCACUUCCUCAACGAGGUCUACAGCUACAAUGACAAGAUGUCCGAUGCCGUUGUAAAGGAAACCUCCUACCGCCGCCGCUUCUCGGCCAUUUGGAACGACACGUCGACGGCCAAGCUGCUGAGCAUGGUGAAGCGGUACCAGUGCUUCUACAACCGCUUCGAUCCCGACUACCGCAGCAAGGAGCGGCGCGGCGAGGGCCUCCACCAGAUGGCCGUUGAGCUGCAGCAGCUGAUCGACGUGACCACCAUCCAGAUCUCGAAGCGCAUCUCCCAGCUGCGCUUCGACUACUCCAGGCAGAAGAUGGAGCGCCUCAAUUGCGAGCGCCUGGGCAAGAAGUUCAUUGCGAACUACACGUACUACGAUCAAAUGCACUUCAUGGACGACGACAUACCGCCCUUCAAGUGCCCGCACUGCCCGGAAAUUAUGCAGACGCUCAGGGAACUGGACCUCCACAUGCUCACCCACCAGCCCAGUUUGGGCGGCGGUUACUUCUGCAACAUCUGCAGCAUUCAGUUCCCCAACGCCGAGGAGUUCGACAGCCACAAGCAGCUGCAUUUGGGCGGCGUGGCGGAGGUGAAGUUCAACUGCGAGCUGUGCACGGCCAGCUUCCGCGAGAAGGCCAACUACGAGGAGCACCUGCGGCGGCACAACGAGGAGCUCUUCCUGCCCUCGCUGGCGCUCAAUCACAGCAUCAUGGAGGGCGGUGCCGAGGACGACGAGGAGUCCGGGGGCAGCGGGCAGCGGCGCAGAAAGACGAAGGCCUCCAAGUCGCCCGAGGACGCGGCGGAUGAUGAGGAUCCAAUUGCCAAGCCGUACGGCUGCGAUGUGUGCCGUCGCAGCUUCGCCACGCCGGGCCACCUGAAUGCCCAUCGGAUUGUCCACCAGGACGAGCGGGAGCGGUGCUACAAAUGCGACUAUCCGCAGUGCAAUAAAUCGUUUGUGGCGCGCAACAGCCUGUUCGAGCAUCUGAAGCAGCACUACAGCAACGAGGAGUUCAAGUGCGACAUCUGCGGCAAGACGUUCAAGUCGACGAAGAACCUGCAGAACCACAAGCAGAUCCACGACAAGGUCAAGCGCUACGUCUGCCAGAUCUGCGGAUCGGCGUUCGCCCAGGCGGCCGGUCUCUAUCUGCACAAGCGUCGCCACAAUCGGCCCAACGGAUCCGUCGGCGCUGUCGGGCGAUCGGGGCGCAGCAGUCUGUGAGACAGGGAAAAGGACAAGGGCCGCGGUCGGGGGCGCGGACGUGGCCGUGGGCGUGGUCGCUAUGUCAAAUAGUUUUAC
Molecule: messenger RNA, 2429 nt
Organism: Drosophila takahashii
Lineage: Eukaryota; Metazoa; Arthropoda; Insecta; Diptera; Drosophilidae
Biological process (GO): regulation of DNA-templated transcription
Molecular function (GO): DNA-binding transcription factor activity, RNA polymerase II-specific; RNA polymerase II cis-regulatory region sequence-specific DNA binding
Source: RefSeq, a predicted model, not a curated record